AUGGUGAACACGAGCCUGCAGCUGAUCAGCUUCAUCUGCGCGGUGACGGGCUGGGUGAUGGCUAUCGCCGUGACGGCGCUGCCCCAGUGGAAGGUCACGGCCUUCAUCGGCAGCAACAUCCUCACGUCCGAGAUCGUGUGGGAGGGCAUCUGGAUGAACUGCAUCUACCAGACCACGGGCCAGAUGCAGUGCAAGACGUACGAGUCCAUGCUGGCCCUGCCGCCCGACAUCCAGGCGGCCCGCGCCCUCAUGUGCCUGGCCAUCUUCCUGGGCUGGCUCUCCUGCACCGUCACCUGCUGCGGGAUGAAGUGCACCACCUGCGCCGGCGACGACCGGCAGGCCAAGGCGGCCAUCGCGCUCUGCGGCGGCGUGCUCUUCAUCCUGACGGGCCUGUGCGUGCUGGUGCCCGUGUCCUGGACCGCCAACACCGUCAUCCGGGACUUCUACAACCCGGCCGUGCCCAUGGUGCGCAAGCGCGAGCUGGGCCAGGCCAUCUACCUGGGCUGGGCCGCCGCCGUCAUCCUCAUGCUGAGCGGGGCGGUGCUGAGCUGCACCUGCCCCCAGGGCGACAGGAGGGUCUACCGCCGGGGCUAUUUGGGCCGCAGCUUCGUCAACACCCGCGCCUCCGCCCCCGACCCCCCGAAACCCAUCUCCACCAGCAGCCUGCCCCUGAAGGAGUACGUCUGACACCAUGGGCAGGGUGCGCAGAGAGAGAUGGUGGCAAACAAGGGUAGGUGUAAUGGAUCAACUGGGACAUGUUCUGUAAAGGUAUAGAUCAUUGGCUAUUAGUUGUUACUAGGCAGUUGAUGUUGAUUGAUCCAUUUACAGACAGUGGUCUGUGUCUACCUCUUUAUUUUUCAGCUUGAGAGCUUGACUGACCAAUAUUGUAUCUGAAUGCUGUAUCUGAACUUUUUUCUCUGUGUUUAAGUCAUGAAUUUAAUUUAUAGUAAUUUAUUUAUGUAUUUAAUCAGAUUGAAACUAUAUUAUUCCAGGAAUGUUGAUGUGUUUCUACCUGUUUAAGACUAGAGGAAGCACAGCCUCUCAAAGCAGAAAGUGAUGUAGAAGACAUACAUUUUCUCUUCAGUUGACAUCAGGACCUACAGGGUAGCAGACCUCCAGUUGCUGACACACGUGAUCAGUGGAACAUGUCUAAGCCAGGGGUUACUGUACUGUGCAUCGUUUGUGUUCAGAAUGACGUGUGCCGUGGUUUCUCCCAUUUGGCUUUGUUUGUAAUGCACAGUGUUGUGAACAAAUAAAAAAGUUUGAAUAAU
Molecule: messenger RNA, 1271 nt
Organism: Conger conger (European conger)
Lineage: Eukaryota; Metazoa; Chordata; Actinopteri; Anguilliformes; Congridae
Gene: cldn35
Product: claudin 35
Exons: 1
Coding region: 1-687 (228 amino acids)
Biological process (GO): cell adhesion; bicellular tight junction assembly
Cellular component (GO): plasma membrane; bicellular tight junction
Molecular function (GO): structural molecule activity
Source: RefSeq, a predicted model, not a curated record